UCACAAGCACGCAAUCCUCUAUCCCAUCCAAUCCCACUCAUCCAAUCACGUGCCCACGCAUCCCUUCACCGGUAAAUCACCGGAUAAACCCCAAAAUCCCAUUUCCUCAAACCUCCAAACCUGAGGCAUAAACACCACAUCCGCGUCGGAAUAAUUUUAUAUCCAAGUCGUCGUGGGUUAGGUACCUACCUAGAGAGAGAACCAUCGCAUACCAUCCCUCCCAAUCACCACUCUUACUCCCACGCACCAGCUCCUCCAGCUCCUCUCACACACCCCUCAAUCUCAAUCUAUAAAUCUAUAUCAACAUGGCGAAAAAAGGUACCUCACGCAUUACAGUCCUCCCCGCUCUACAAUUCUGCCCUUCCACCCUCAAAAUCAUCACCCCUCACUUCCUCCCCUCAUACCCCUUAUAAAUAGAAAUAGCUAACCCCCACCCCCUCUUUCACAGCCAAAUCCCGCACCAUCCCCGUCCGCCUCAUAUCAAUGGCUCUAACGGGAUAUUACAAGACGCUUAUUCGACCGCGUGCGCAUAGGCCGCUUAGUAUGUUGAAGUAUGAUCCUGUUGGUGAGUUUUUUGUUUUUUUUUUUUUUUGGGGAUUUUCCUCUAGGGAUAGGAUUAAGAGUGAGGUGAGAGGAGUUGGAGAUUGCUGGGAGGAAAAGGGAGGGGGAAGGGAUUGGGAGGUGGGGGUUUUGGAUUUGGAUUUGGGAUUCUGGGGUUGAGGAUGGAAGGGAGAAAGAGGAAGGGAAAUAUGAGAAUGGAGAGGUGUGCGCGGACUACGAAUUGAGCGAGCAUCUGCAUACAUUACGUCGAAUGAGGAAAGUCGAAGUAAGCGCAGAGCAAUUGAGAUGGAUUUCACCAUUUGCGCAAUAUACACGAGCAACUACCUAUCAUUUUACCUCACCUCAUCCAACUCAUAAACUACACUCAAACAGCGCGCAAACUGCACGAACGACAUCUCGUCCCAAAAUAUCCAAGCAUUCGCUUCUCUCUGCCGCCAACCUCAAAAUUUCAGUCCGCAUCUCAAUACCAACCUCAAUCUCCUUCUCAAAUCUCCACCGCCUCCACCUUCCCUUUUCCCAGCAUCUCCGAGCCUCCAAACCCAUCACGAAAACCAAACAUCCAACCCACAAAUCCAACCCAUAAACCUCACCACCUCUCUGCUACCACGCAACCCUCAUUAAAAACAACAAAAAACCCCAAGCUAACCACAACCCCCCUUUCCCUUCAUCUAGUCCGCAAAAAAGUUUUAUUUCUCGAGCAAAAACGAGGUGGUGGUUCGAAAUAGAUGAAAUAGCUCAUAUACAUAUAUACAUCAUUUAUUUAUCCCUCGAUACCAUACGAUAUGAUAUGAUCCGAUGCGCAAACACAGAGAACACAAACGCAAGCACGCAAGUCAAUAAAUAUGAAGCUUAAGAUGUGAAAAAGACGCGAGAAAGGAAAAAGGAAAAGGAGAAAAAGAGAAAAAAGAAAAGAGAAAAGAAAAAUAAGAUACCAGAGGAUAGAGGAUAGAGUGAGGGAUGUGCAUAAGGGUUAGGCGAUGGAGUUGUCAAGAGAACGUUAUAUCGUGGUAUAUGGAUUUGAGGAAACGAUGCUAUUUUUUAUUUUUUUUGAAAAUAUUCAAGUCUCCUCUCGAAAGAAGCUGCUGGGAAAGAGGAAUGGAAGAUAGGCUAGGGCUACUGCAUUCAUACUCA
Messenger RNA from Sclerotinia trifoliorum, 1692 nucleotides. Lineage: Eukaryota; Fungi; Ascomycota; Leotiomycetes; Helotiales; Sclerotiniaceae. The record is from the annotation of a GenBank genome assembly.